AGGAGCGUCUCCGCCCCAGACCCCAAAGCACUUUACAAAAGGGGGUCGGGGCAAUUAUCCCUAUCGGACAAAGGGGGAAACUGAGGCACAGGGAGGGGCAGAGCGCUGCCCCAGGUCACAUACUGAGUCUGUGGCAGCGCCAGGGAUGGGUCCUGGGUGCUGCAACCCCGAGACCUUCUCUCCUCUCCUGUAAAUGUCUGUAAAUCCCCUCCCCCGUGCAGAGGUCCCGAGCCAGGCCUAAAAUCCCACUCACACCAGGUUAACGGGUUACUGAGGUCAGGGGGCUUGCGGGGCUCUCAGCACUGGGGGGAAUUUGACUCUCAAGGCAGAGAAACAUUUUCUGCCUCUAAAGUGGCCGGGGAGAAACUUUCCACCUCCCAGCAGGGAUUGCUGGGGCUGCUGAGAGCAACUGUCCUUGCUGGUGGGGACGGGGGAGACGGCAGCUGGUCUCUGAACCAGAACCUGAGGGUCUGAAAUUCCCCUAAAUACCAGAGGCUCCCAUGGUGAUUCCCUGCCGAGCAGGAGGCUUCCCCAGCCUGGGACACCCCCUCUGACGGCCUCUCCUUUCUCUCCCUCUCCAGGGUGCUGGGAGCUCUGGGGGCAGGUAAGUCCUGGGCUCUGUCUCCCUCCCCACAUGGCGUGUUAGGUCUGGUAACCGCACUGAAUACAGGGCGUCCCCCCUGCCCCUGCAGCGUGACACGCGGGCCUAGAGCCUGUGAUUCUGUGUCCCCUCGCGGCUGCCUCAGCAGGGGGAAGAGCCUGAAGGCUGAUACGUCCCACCAGGGCUGUCAGAUAUAUGGGCCAGGGGCCAGACCCAGGCUGUCUGAUGUAUUAACGGGGACACAUCACAUAUCCACAGUGUGCAGAAUCUCAGCUUUCCAUUUUUUUUUAAAAGGAGGACGGGGCGUUUCGGGAGCCGGAGCUGGGGUUUGCGGAGCUGGAGAGGAGACUCAGCGAUUUCUCUCUGACAAGGGCCGUCCUGCAGCAGGUCCUGCGGGGAUUCAAAGAGACGCUGCGACGGGAGCUGGGGCGCGACACAGGCUGCAGAUCAUCCCCGGGUCGCUCCAGAUUCUCCCAGCCUGCCUGGAGAAGGGAAAUGGGCAUGGCAGAGCUGGCUCAGGGGCCGGUGACCUUCGAGGAGGUGGCUGUGUAUUUCACCAGGGAAGAGUGGGCUCUGCUGGACCCCGCUCAGAGAGCCCUCUACCGAGACGUCAUGCAGGAGAACUACGAGAACGUGACCUCGCUGGAGUUUCCAGUUUUCCCACCUGAUGUGAUCUCCCAUCUGGAACAAGACAAAGAGCCGUGGCUCCCAGAUCUCCUUGAUUCAGAGGAAGGAGGCACCCUGAGAGGUGCCUGCACAGGUGAUGGGAUGCUGAGUGAGAAGGAGGAGCAGAAACCUCAGCAGGAAGAUGCUGAUCAAGAGGAAGCACACGGGGCAUUAUUGCAAAUAUCUCAAGAGGAUGAUUCCGGGAGUCAUGAGCAGAGAGAAGGUCGUGAGAGUCAGCACAGGCCAGAGCGGAAGCAGGGAAACAAGCCAAGGGAGAAAAGGAAUAAAUCCAUUAAUAGUUGGGGACCUCACAAAUACCUCAAGGAAACCACAGCCCAGCAGAAAAUCCACCCAGGAGAGAGAAACAACACAUGCUCUGAGUGUGGGAAAAAUUUCUGUAGGCGCUCAGUCCUUAUUAAACAUCAGAGCAUCCACACUGGGGAAAGACCCUAUGAAUGCUGUGAGUGUGGGAAAAACUUCACUCAGAGCUCAUCCCUUAUUAAACAUCGGAGGAUACACACAGGAGAGAGACCCUAUGCAUGCUGUGAAUGUGGGAAAGCCUUCACUCAGAGAUCGUCCCUUAUUAAACAUCGACGAAUCCACACAGGAGAGAGACCCUAUGCAUGCUGCGAGUGUGGGAAACGCUUCACUCAGAGAUCAUCCCUCAUUACACAUCAGAGGAUCCACACAGGGGCGCAAUCCUAUGCGUGUUCUGAAUGUGGAGAAAGCUUCACUCGGCGCUCAAACCUAAUUGUACAUCAGAGAAUUCACACAGGAGAGAGACCCUACAAAUGCUGUGAGUGUGCGAAAAACUUCACCAACAGCUCCUCACUUAUGAAACAUCUGAGAAUCCAUACGGGAGCCAGACCUUAUGAAUGCCGCGAGUGCAGGAAAACCUUCACUCGCAGUUCACACCUCAUUGCACAUCAGAGAAUCCACACUGGAGAGAGACCCUAUGAAUGCUGUGAGUGCGGGAAAGCCUUCAUGGACAGCUCUGACCUUAUUAAGCAUCAGAGAAUCCACACGGGAGAGAGACCUUAUGAAUGCGGUGAGUGCGGGAAAAACUUCAUGGACAGCUCAGACCUUACUAAGCAUCAGCGAAUCCACACGGGAGAGAGACCCUAUGAAUGCAGUGAGUGCGGGAAAAGCUUCACUCACAGCUCAGCGCUUAUGACCCAUCAGCGAAUCCACACGGGAGAGAGACCCCAUGAAUGCUGCGAGUGCGGGAAAAGCUUCACGCAGAGCUCGGACCUGAUCAAACAUCAGAGAAUCCACACCGGCGAGCGACCCUAUGGAUGCCCUGAGUGUGGGCAAAGCUUCACUUGGCGCUCGAGCCUAAUCACACAUCAGAGAUUCCACACAGAAGAGAGGCCUUACGGGUGCCGUGAGUGCGGGAAAAAAUUCUUUGUCAGCUCCGCGCUUAGAGAACAUCAGAGAAUCCACGUGGGAGCCAGACCUUAUCAGUGCAGUGAGUGUGGGAAAAACUUCACUCGCAGCUCGAACCUCAUUCGACAUCAGAGGCUCCACCCAGCCUAGAGACACUCUAAAUGAGGGUGGGAAAAGCUUCUAUCAGACCUCAGCCCUUACUUACCACCAGAGAAUUUGCAAAAGAAACAGACACCAUAAACACCUUAUUUAAGGCUGACCAUUUUUAUUUAUUUUUUUUCCUAAUUCCCUCUUAAAGACUUUUUGAAGCAUCACGUGAUCUCUUGGGUCCCCUAGAUGAGUUGCCCACUUUUCUCUUUUGUAGUUUGUCCUUCUUUGGAAUGAAUCCAGUGCUCGUAUCUAUCACUUCCUUUGUUCUAUGAGUCCUGGGAGCACGUCUUCCUCCUACCAGGAAUGUCCAUGAGCUCCAGAGGACAUUGGUGACCUAAACCAGCUCCACUGAGAUAAAAUUACCUGGCCCUCAUCUCCACUCGGAUUUCCCCUGGUCUUAGCUAGCUGGAUGUCAAACCACAACUAUUCCUGUAGUAAAGACAUAGCCUGUGCGUAGUAGCUGGGGGGGUCUAGCAGGUGUCCUCAGAACCUCACCAGUGCUCCAUCAGUUUUCCUUGUCUAAACAACCCUGGAGCAUCUCAUUUCUACUGUUCCUCCCACUGCAAAAGCGAUUGUUAGAGUCACCAAUUCCCUCUGAUACCUAUUUGUUCUCACAUUGCCGUGGCUUGUGCUGAAAAUCAGUUUAUUUUUUGUACCGUUCUCUCACUUAAAAUAUAUUUAAUUAUAGCAAUUAAGUGUCGGAGGGAUUCCCUCAUUUCCCAUCAUCUCAGCAGUGUUUCCGUCUGUCUCAGCUGUGUAGAGUUUAUCUUCUUCCCAUUCUUUCCCUCCACCUCCCGUAGUUCCCCAAGACACAGUGUUCUGAGCUCUGUGUGCUUGGAAAUCAUGGUUCGAUUUCUUAGAUCCUAAAUCAGACUCGUUAGGUUUGGAGGUGAAAGAGUCACAGACCCGGAAGGAGAAUGUUUAAUGGAUCUAGAACAGCGUGAUCAUUCUUAGCUUAAACCCCAUUUUUCGUCUAUUGGCAAAGACAAUUCUUGUCUUUUUCCUUCUGAGUUGGGAUUGUUUUUGGAUGAGGAAACUGGCUGUUUUUUCGCAUUAUGUUGAUGCUAAAACUUUCCCAAGUCACAUGACUCAGUAAUUGUGAGGCAGCGUGGAAUGAAGCAGGUUUCAGAGGAGAAGAUGGUGGGAGAAUCUGCUGUCCUGAUUCUGAGUCAUCAGGUGUCUCCCGCUCUGGAAUUUAACUUUCCACGACAUCAAAAUUGUCUUACAGCUCCGUGAGAGGUGGGUUUCUCUCUCCUGAAGGUGUUUGGUUACCUAACUGGAUAUUGGUUUUGUUUGAUUGAAUGUCACCAAUUUACUAGGGACUUUGAGCCAAAUGACCAUUUGGUAAAAUAGUCUCUAUUCAUUAUUAAUUAUUAUUAUUGCUUUGGCUAUUAUCCCACCCUGCCGUGAUGACAUGGAGAAAAUUCAAGUGCAGGUCAAUCAACCUGAGGGAAUACUCCAAGCUAUUGGCUAUGCUAACAAAGAGAGAAAGAGUCGUGGUUUUAAAUCUCCACUCUGAAACUCUGAUCAACAGCACAUCCUUCGAUGCUAUAAACCGUUCAUUGAGAACUGUUAGACUUCUGCUCAUUAAAACCUCGUUAGGGGCUGUGUCUGUGUUGGGGGGUGAAAGAGAAGGAUUUACCACACAAGAGUUCAAUCGAAGAAGGAAGCUUGGAUUGGCUUUCAGGUUGCAGUUUAAAUACGAACAAUUAUUUGGUUUCAGUAUUGAAAUAGUUAACGAGCUCCAUGUGGAUUGCACGGCGCAGGUGAAGUUCUCUGAGGUUUACAACUAAAUGGACAGCUGCCUCCUUGGGUUCCUGUUUUAGGAUUUAUGAGGGUUGAGGGUCUGUUGUAUUAAUCUGAUUAUUUGGCUAAAUUGAGAACAUGAUUGCAAUGCAACAGCAUCGUUAAUGCAUUGAUUUAUUGAUUUUGACCUUAACAUAAGUGUGUCCACCCAACGGUUAGUUUAGUCAUGUGUACAGUGGCUUAGUCCUAGUGAUGUGUGUUCUUGAUUUUUUUUUUUUUUUUCAGUUUAAUAAAAUGUGUAAAGGGGAAUCUGGAA
Molecule: messenger RNA, 4865 nt
Organism: Chelonia mydas (Green sea turtle)
Lineage: Eukaryota; Metazoa; Chordata; Testudines; Cheloniidae
Product: zinc finger protein 436
Exons: 7
Coding region: 1097-2803 (568 amino acids)
Biological process (GO): regulation of transcription by RNA polymerase II
Molecular function (GO): RNA polymerase II cis-regulatory region sequence-specific DNA binding; DNA-binding transcription factor activity, RNA polymerase II-specific
Source: RefSeq, a predicted model, not a curated record